AUGAAGUCGAUCGCAGCUUUUGCGACCGCGUUCCUGUCCCUCCUGUCGCCGGUAGCAGCCGACGCCAACGUAGCUGGUCCUUCGAUUUCCAAAGUCGUCCUGCCGUCCACCUUCAAGCCGCCCCAGGUCUUCAAGAACAACAAUCUUGUCCAUGCCAUCUCGCUCGAGAAGAACUUUGCCAAGGAGUCGGUCAAUGUCGUGAUCGAGAAUGCCUCGGGGGAGCCUCAGGAUGAGUACUUCCUGCCAUUCACCGGCGAUCAGAUGGAGAGAAUCGGCGGCAUCGAGGUGAAAGACCGCAAGGAUGCUGCCGUGACCGGCUUCGCCGUCGAGGCUGUCGAGUUUGAUCCAUUGAGUGACACGCAGUACUACCGAAUCCACCUGCCGACGCCCCUUCAGCCCAAGGCCCAACAGACUCUAGGCAUCUCCUACUACUACCUCAAGGCGUACACACCACUCCCGGCCGCCAUCGAGCAGACAGAGAAGCAGUACCUCGUCUACCCCUUCUCCGCAUACUGCCAGUCCGCCUACCCUACGCUGAAGCAGAAGACCGAAGUCAAGUUUGCCUCGUCCGAUAUCCCCGACUACACCAGGAUUGCCGGCCACGGUGAUGUGGACGAGUUUCCACAGAAGCAGGGCUCCAAGCUCGUCUACGGUCCCUUCCCCGAAGUCCCCGCUGGAGCUGUGUCGCCCGUCAAGGUCCGCUUCGAGUUCACCAAGCCCGUUACCCACGUCUCUGCCCUCGAGCGCGAUGUGGAGAUCAGCCACUGGGGAGGAAACGUCGCCUUUGAGGAGCGCUACACCCUGUUCAACCGCGGGGCCAACCUGUCGGCACUGUUCAACCGAGUCAAGUGGGCACAGUCACAAUAUUUCAACCCGCAGUCGUACGCUCUUAAGGAGAUGAAGUUUCAGCUCGAUGGUGGAAGCAAGGAUGCCUACUUCACAGAUGCUAUUGGCAAUGUGUCGACUUCGCGGUUCCGAACCAACAGGCGCGAGGCCUCGCUCGAGAUCAAGCCUCGGUACCCCGUGUUCGGCGGAUGGAAAUACCCCUUCACCAUCGGCUGGAACUCGGACUCCAAGAACUAUCUAAAGAAGAAGUCUGGUGACGGCUAUCUCCUCAAGGUUCCGUUCCUCGAGGGCCCUAAGCAGGCCGAGGGUAUCGAAUACGAGCAGAUCCACCUGCGAAUUCUUCUGCCGGAGGGUGCCGAGAAUGUCAAGUACUACACGUCGAUCCCAGAGUCGUCCAUCACCGAGUCUGUGGUGGACCAGCAGAAGACCUACCUGGACACGAUUGGUCGCACCGUCUUGACGAUCAAGGCUCGCAACGUCCCUGACGACUUCAGGGACCGCGAGCUGUACGUGUCCUACGACUACUCGCUGCUUGCCAGCCUCCGCAAGCCCCUUGUUAUCUUUAGCAGCGUCAUCUCUGUUUUUGUUGGAACUUGGUUACUAUCCAAGGUCGAGGUCAAGUUCUCUACCAAAUAG
This is a messenger RNA of Neoarthrinium moseri, 1482 nucleotides long. RefSeq lists its product as uncharacterized. Bases 1 to 1482 code for a protein of 493 amino acids. The transcript has 3 exons. Gene Ontology annotation, cellular component: membrane; oligosaccharyltransferase complex. The record is from RefSeq and is a predicted model, not a curated record. NCBI's taxonomy places the organism in Eukaryota, Fungi, Ascomycota, Sordariomycetes, Amphisphaeriales, Apiosporaceae.